Candidula unifasciata is the source of this 1629-nucleotide messenger RNA. The record is from the annotation of a GenBank genome assembly. Lineage: Eukaryota; Metazoa; Mollusca; Gastropoda; Stylommatophora; Geomitridae.
AUGAACAAUUCAACCACAGCGGGCAGCCAUAGAGCCUGCUGCGAGAACGGAAGGCCCAUUCUGACCGACCCCCACACCGGGCAGACAGUGUGCUCCUGCCAGUACCCCCCAGGGCUGGUCAGCUAUCCCCGGGGCCCCCUGCCCCCGGGUUUGGAGAGUGUGUACAGCGCCUCUGCGUAUGCUGCUGCUGUCUCCCAGGGGUUUGUAACUCUUGGUGCCGAAGGAUCAGCAUUUUACUCUCCCUUGGGAACCAAUCCAUAUGACCUCAAAGAAAGCGCCGAAGCCUGGCGUACUCUGGCGGCCGCCCAACCCGGGUUUCCCUACGACCCAAUGGCUAUGUACCCGUAUGGGCCGGGGAAGAACGCCACCCGCGAGAACACGAACACGCUGAAGGCUUGGCUGUACGAGCAUCGGAAAAACCCGUACCCGACUAAAGGGGAGAAGAUCAUGCUGGCGAUCAUAACCAAGAUGACGCUCACACAGGUGUCUACCUGGUUUGCUAACGCCAGAAGAAGACUGAAGAAAGAAAAUAAAAUGACUUGGUCACCGCGAAACCGCAGCGAGGACGGCAGCGACGAUGUUGAUAACAAUGAGGACGAUGAUGACUGCGGAGACGGCAGACGGCGUGACGUCAUCUCCCCGUCUCCGCAGGACCUCGAUAUUACCUCCUCCAAACCGUCGUCUCCACUUCUUUCUCCAGAUCAGACCAACAACCUUUUCAAGGAGCGAAUCAUUCGAGUGGACGAUGAUGACGACUUUGAUGACGACGAUGAAGACGAGGACGGCGAUGCUUCCAGAGACAGUUUCCAGCAUCGUCGACUAACCACAGAUGCCACAGAAGGCUCACAUGCGAUGCCAGCUCGCGACCGCAGUCCACUUCGUGGGUCAAUACCGGAUGAAGGACGAGCAAGAUCUCGCAAUGAACACUCAGACCGGAAAUCAUCUUCAUCACCGGCUAAACCACUCCUGUCCACUCAAACAUCUAGAGACAGUGUAUCCUCCCCGCGGGCGGUAAGUCCGAACAGGAACUCAAUAAACCGGACGCCUCCAACAACCACCCGUCCCAAAAUCUGGUCCAUAUCUGACUUUAUCAACACCACAUCGUCGUCAUCAUCUUCAUCUUCAGCAUCCACGAUUUCCACGUCAUCAAGUAUUUCAUCUUCCUCCCAACAAAGUGCAACCAUGCUGAACCGCCCUCCAUUCAUGGCUACUUCAGCUGUGGCAUCAUCAUCCCCGCAAAGACCUUUACCCACUCAGGGUUUCCUCUUCCUGACUCCAGGGGCGGCGUCUCACUGGCAGUCAGCGGCAGCAGCUGCAGCGGCGUCUCGGUUUGCCGGGCUGGGGGGACACUACCCUUUAACACUGACCCAUUCAACACUGUCAUACCCCUACAACCUGACCUCGCCUGCAGCAGCACGGGCGGGUUUGGAAGCCCAUGCUCAGGCUGUCCAGAUGGCAGCUAGAGCAGCUGCAGAGAGUGGAGCCAACAGGGACGGACCUACUUCCGUUGAGAAGAUGUCCUUGCAUCCUCACUUUCCACGGCUGCCAAUCAGCUCCCUUUUCUCACCUGCCCGUGAUAUUGAUGGCGUCAGAUCUAAAUCAUCACUGGUUCACUCAAUUUUACAGUAA